Messenger RNA from Tachysurus vachellii, 1214 nucleotides. It is a transcript of the gene ankrd54, whose product is annotated as ankyrin repeat domain 54. The record is from RefSeq and is a predicted model, not a curated record. The coding region runs from base 278 to 1186 and encodes 302 amino acids. The transcript is spliced from 8 exons. NCBI's taxonomy places the organism in Eukaryota, Metazoa, Chordata, Actinopteri, Siluriformes, Bagridae. Gene Ontology annotation, molecular function: protein binding.
GUUUCUUACACGGGUGAGGCACUAACAAGAAACAGACGCCAUUUUGGCUCUGUGGCACACUAGCGACCGGUUGAUUAACAUAUCUAUUUUGAACCACAGUGGAAAUGUUCCUGAUUUGUUUAUCUGCUGACAACCGUAACAAGUAACGUAGCAGUCUAAAGUAGAUUCUUAGUCAGUUUUUUCAGCACUAACAUACUAUUUGCAUAUGUGCAUAGGCUAAUGUUAUUACACGUAAUGCAGGGAAACAAACUUGUAUGUGUUAAAUGACUCGUUGAGUAUGGAGGGGUCCGACGACGAGCCGUCCAGCUGCGAAGCCGAGUACACGGUGAGAAAGUCCCCUGUGAAAGAAGUAAAGGGGGAAAAAAUUGAGGAAAGGGCAGCAGUGGGAGCCGCUUCUUCCUUUGGCUUCUCGGGUAUUGACACCUUGAGCGCCCUGAAGCUCCACAGAAGCAGUCAUUCUGCGGAGAAAAGCCUCCGCUACCUGCACACUUUAUGGAGCCCUGGCGCUUUAUUUCAGACCGAACCGACAGGAGGUAAAAUGACCGUGAGCAGAACCAGGAGACUGGGAAGAGUCCGGAGGAACCUGGGACCUUUAGGCAAAGACCUUUACGCUUUGAAGAGACUCAGAGAAGCAGCCAAUGGCAACGACAUUGACACUGUACGUAGGUUACUGCAGGAUGGCACUGACCCCUGUGCUGCAGAUGACAAAGGAAGAACUGCUUUACAUUUCUCUUCCUGCAACGGCAAUGAGAGUAUUGUUCAGCUAUUGCUAAGCCACGGUGCUGAUCCAAACCAGCGCGACAGCCUUGGGAAUACUCCUCUUCAUCUUGCUGCCUGUACCAACCAUGUGCCUGUCAUCACUACCUUACUGAGAGGCGGUGCCCGUGUAGAUGCAUUGGACCGUGCAGGAAGAACCCCCCUACAUCUUGCUCGCUCAAAGCUCAACAUAUUACAAGAGGGAGAGUCCCGUAGCUUGGAAACCUUACGAGGAGAAGUCACUCAGAUCAUUCAGAUGCUACGUGAAUACCUGAAUGUGAUGGGGCACAGUGAGGAACGUGAAAGGCUGGAGCAUAUUUCUACCCAACUACAACAGACCCACACUAAAGAACAGGUGGAUGAGGUGACUGACUUACUGGCCAGCUUCACAUCUCUAAGUAUACAAAUGCAGAAUAUGGGAGACAGGUAGAGAAGAACAUACAGAGGCUUACAGAAGG